Molecule: messenger RNA, 2510 nt
Organism: Nematostella vectensis (starlet sea anemone)
Lineage: Eukaryota; Metazoa; Cnidaria; Anthozoa; Actiniaria; Edwardsiidae
Product: menin
Exons: 5
Coding region: 387-2006 (539 amino acids)
Biological process (GO): negative regulation of cell cycle; regulation of transcription by RNA polymerase II; negative regulation of cell population proliferation
Cellular component (GO): nucleus; chromatin; histone methyltransferase complex
Molecular function (GO): Y-form DNA binding; transcription cis-regulatory region binding; chromatin binding
Source: RefSeq, a predicted model, not a curated record
UCAUACUAAACGCCCUCGCACCCUAACCCGAAAAUAGAAUAGAUUUUCCGGGAUUAUCACGAGGGCUUCCGACGAGCCCGUGAAAAGUUACUCGGGAGAGAUUUGUUUAUCGGCGACAAACGUUUUGUGCUCCUUCCCAAUUUCAAACAGUUUUAACUGUUUCCAUCUUCUUCAUUUUAAUCUUGCAACGUCAUUUACAAAGAGUCUCACACUUUAGAAUUGUGAUGUCUGAUUACAUCUACUUUUAGUAAAAGGAAAAAGUGCAAAAGACCAAGAAACGACCAAGUUGCACGAUUCGUUCAAUUGGCGCCAGUUCACGGUUAUUUGCUGUGUUUUACUACUAUCAGUGCUUUUGUCCGCUUAGAAAAAGAUUAAGACAAUCCAAGAUGGCUGGAAAAUCCAUCCCGUUCCCUCUCAAAGACAUCAAGUCCGUUGUUGAAGUCUUCCGCCAGGAACUGAGAAAUGAUCAACCUAAUCUUGCACAGUUAUCCAUCGUUCUUGGUUUCUUCGAAAGUGCUUCCACUAUGAAGGCAGGGGAUACGACUUCUACUCCAAGCCUAGACGAGGAGACAUUUGAUGCUCUUCAUUGCAAGUUUAUGGCUCUUCUUCAACGCGAUUUCACGUUUAAUGCGGGAGGGUUGCCUGCUACAAGGGAGAUAGUAAAAAAUGUAGCGGACCUGGUUUGGGGAUGUCUGGCAAAAUCCUACUUCAAAGACAGACCUCAUAUUCAAAAUCUUUACAGCUUUCUUACUGGGAAUCGCCUGGACUGUUUUGGUGUUGCCUUUGCUGUGGUUGCCAUGUGCCAAGCUCUAGGUUAUAAUGACGUCCACCUUGCGCUGUCAGAGGACCAUGCCUGGGUGGUAUUUGGCAAAGAUAAGAUAGAGACGGCGGAGGUAACCUGGCAUGGUAAAGGGAAUGAGGACAAGCGAGGAAAGCCUGUGAUAUACCAAGAUGAUGACAGAUGCAGUUGGCUCUACCUUAAUGGCAAUGCUGUGCACUGUACUAGACACAUGGAGGUUGCCUCAAUUAUAUCAUCUAUCAACCCUAAUAUCAACCACACCACAGAUAGCAUUCAGCUUUCACAACUGCAACAGGAACUGCUUUGGCUGUUGUAUGACAUGGGACACAUCAAGACGUACCCCAUGGCUAUUGCAAAUCUUGGUGACUUAGAGGAGAUUUCACCAACACCUGGUAGGCCACCUGCGGAGGAGCUGUUUAAGGAGGCCAUUACUGUUGCCAAGCGAGAGUAUUCAGACCACCAUAUCUAUCCAUACACUUAUUUGGGCGGCUACUACUAUCGCAAGAAGAAGUACUACGAAGCCAUUGCAUCAUGGGUGGAUGCUGGUUAUGUGGCUGGCAAGUAUAACUACUCAAAGGAUGAUGAAGAGAUGUACAAAGAGUUCCAUGAGAUCGCUAAUGACCUGAUCCCUAACAUCCUAAAGGAUGCAGUAGCAAAAGCAGAUCCUAGUGGAACAGGGAGCACCAACCUCACGAGCGACCCAAAGUUCUUUGCACUCGUGUUACAAUUCUAUGAUGGAAUCUGUCUAUGGGAGGAAGGCAGCCCGACUCCUGUCCUACAUGCUGAUUGGGCUAAAAAGCUGGUGCAGUCCAUUGGGAAGUUUGCGCCAGAGUGCAGGUCAGCAUUUAAUGCGAACACAGAUGACGCAGAAAGUGCAGGCACUGCAGAAUUCGGGUCUAAAGAGUCUAAACCUACAUUAAGCUUGCGUAGUGCUAAGAUGAGAGAAAUGAAGAACUUGAUUACAACAUCUGGAAAACUUAAUACCAGUGCUAUGAAGCUCCAGUUGACUGCACAGUCCCAGGUUAACGUGCCAAAAAGCCGGCGAAGGUCCACGCUGAAAACUGCUGACUACCUCUAUGAUUACGACGAAGAGAUCAAAGCUGAAGGUGUUCCAGGGGAAGAAGAAGAAGAUGAAAUAUUCCACACACGAAAACGCAAAAAGACACGGGAUGAAGACAGAAACUGGAAUGCUGCAGCGAUUGUUUAAUCGCUAUCUUUAAAAGCUAGGUCAUGUAUAUUUUAGGAUUGGUUCGAAUCCAUAGCCAGUACAAAGCCCCCCCCCCCCUCUGGCAUCAUUGGCAUACCUUUAAACACCAAGAUUUGAAUACUUGUUAUAUUUAUCCCCUAACUGAGAGAGGUGUGUGAUACUAACUAAACCUUAGUGAUAGGUGUUUGUUUUAACCAACACAAUUCAUCUUGUGUAGAAAGAGUUGUGGCUUUACCAACAUAUCCUGAUAUUUUUAUUACAAGAGUGUAAUCAGUAACAUAGCUGUGUAGGUUUCGGUAGCGAAACAAAGUUCAGGUAUACCCCACUUGUGGCAUUUGUCUAGUUUUGGUAUGCUGGUCCCUUAAAAGUUUUUAUUUUUAUUCUAGUGCAUCCUAAACGUCAAAAGGGUACUUGUUAUUAUAUAAACAGAUAAAUACUACUCAUUUCAAAUUAUAAUGACGUGACAGUUUAUUCAAGUAAUGUUGAAGAAGUCUUUGAUACGCU